CUGUUGCCGUGACGCGCCACAUUCUGCGACAGUCCAGCUGCAGACAUCAUGGAGGUUCCUGUAGCGAAGAAGCGUGGUCUUGAACAUUUGGACGAAUAUGAGCCCAAACCAGCCAAACACACGCGCAGCCUGCACGACCGCAUGUCCGAGAGGAGGCUGGUUGUUGUUCUGGAGGGAGCGUCGUUAGAGACAGUGAAGGUCGGAAAAACCUUUGAGCUGUUGAACUGUGACCAACAUAAAAAUAUAAUCGUCAAAAAUGGAAGAAAUCCGGGAAAUAUCCGACCAGACAUCACACAUCAGUGUUUGCUGAUGUUGAUGGACAGUCCACUGAACAGGGCCGGCCUGUUGCAGGUUUACGUCCACACAGAGAAAAACGCCUUAAUAGAGAUCAACCCACAGACUCGCAUCCCGAGAACCUUCACUCGCUUCUGUGGUCUUAUGGUUCAGCUGCUGCACAAGUUGAGUGUCCGGGCCGCUGAUGGUCCUCAGAGGCUUCUGAGGAUGAUUAAAAACCCCGUGUCUGACCACCUGCCUCCUGGCUGCCCCCGCAUGUCCACCUCCUUCUCUUCUGCCGGAGACGCCGUCUGUCCUCGGACUUUGGUGCCAGAGGGACCGGCUACAGUGGUGGUUGGAGCAUUUGCACAUGGAGCGGUGAAUGUGGACUACACAGAGAAGACGGUGUCCAUCAGUAACUACCCCCUCUCUGCGGCUCUGACCUGUGCUAAGAUGUGCUCUGCCUUCGAGGAAGUGUGGGGUGUCCUGUGACAAACAGACAAUAAACUACUGGUGUUGAUCUGGCAGAGACAGUAGAGUACAUGGACUUUUAUUAAUGGACUAGAAAUGGAUAUGGUGACCAUUUCACCAGCGAUGCCGCGUGGACCACUGCCAUGUAUUCCAUUAUACACUGUAUGUGUAUACUUGUGGAAUAUGCAGGUUUCUGUACCCAGUGUUUCCUUUUCAUGUAAGAGCAUGGCUGUUUUUUAUACCAUUAUCAAUUGUACCAAUUACUGAGUUUUGGAUAAUCAAUCAAUACAGUUACAUUAAAAUAUUUGACUAAA
Molecule: messenger RNA, 1058 nt
Organism: Sebastes umbrosus (honeycomb rockfish)
Lineage: Eukaryota; Metazoa; Chordata; Actinopteri; Perciformes; Sebastidae
Gene: emg1
Product: EMG1 N1-specific pseudouridine methyltransferase
Exons: 5
Coding region: 49-765 (238 amino acids)
Biological process (GO): rRNA base methylation
Cellular component (GO): nucleolus; small-subunit processome
Molecular function (GO): rRNA binding; rRNA (pseudouridine) methyltransferase activity
Source: RefSeq, a predicted model, not a curated record